AUGAUCGCCAAACCUAGUCUCCAAUAUCACUCCGACACUGAGAUUAUUCUGCGAAUUCUUUUUAUCAUCUUGCUUCAACUACAGGUUUUUCAAUUGCUGACCGGAGAAACAAUGGUACUGAAUCAAGAAGAGAAUUGGUCUUCUGGAAUCAAGUUUGAUAAGGAGGGUUUCUUGGAGAGAUGUCAAAACAAAGAAAGGGAAAAUCCGAAAGGUUUUGAUGGUUUGAAGUUUGAUAAGGUUUAUGAAGACACUGAUGAUUUCAUUAAUUUGUUAUUCGAUGAUUUGCCUGGGGAUUCCUUUGGUAUGGAUCGCAAAAUAAGUUCUCUUGAUGCGGCUAUUAUACGUUGCAUUGAGGCUUUUGAUAGAGAGACUUGUGGGUUUAAGACUAAGGAAAAAACUGAAGCUAUGAAGUUUGACGAUAAUAAGAAGGUUGCAUCAGUUGGUUCCACGUUGGGCUCUGAGGAAUGGUCAUACGAGGGCUGCAAUGCGUUGAAUGGUGGCAUGGAGGAUUUCCUUCCUUUCGGUUUUGACAUAUAUUGUUCAUCUUCGUGCAAUUUGGGUCAUGAGCGGAAAGGGCUAAAAAAAGAUGGUAUUCGUGUAGGAAAAGAUUGUGCUAAAACAAGUUUGCCCAAUAAUCCCUUGAACUUGGAUUUUAACUUGCCCAGGGAUCCUUUUGGUAUCGAUAAUUUUGAGUCUAUUACGGUUUGGAUUGAGGAUUUUGGUUCAGAGGGUCAUGUUUUUGAGAUUAAGGAAACGCUUGAAGCAAAGAAGGUUGCAUCAGACGACUACAUAAAAUUCAGUUUCGAUAACUAUGGUUUCCCUCAGUGUGAUGCGGCCCUUAAGUGGAAAGGCCUAGAAAAAGAUUGUAUUCCUGUUAUCCCACCCGAUGGUCUGUUUUUUGACCUUAGCUAUCUUGGUAUGAGGAACCCUCUUUCGGUUGAAGGAGUUUACAAAUUGCCGUGUGAUGAAGUAAGAAACGAUCCCCUUCCAUGGAGAAAUAUUCACAUAGAUCAUCCAUUGAAUGAUAUAAUCACGGACGAUGACCUUCUGAGGAUAACUAACAGGGCUCAAGGUUCUCUUCACAGCCUGAGUCUUGUGGAGUGUAUAAACAUAACUGCUACCGGUCUGAGGCGCAUUUUUCUAAGAAAUCCGGGGUUGUCCAAGGUUUCUGCCGUGUUGAAGGGAGAAAUAAUGAUAGUGAAUAAAGAAGGCUAUAUUGGAUAUUUCAAGGAGAGACGCCAAGGGAUAAGAAUCGAUCCCGCAGAUGAUUCUCAAUCUGAUAUCUCUUAUGAAGGUACUGCUGAUGAUUAUGCAUCUGAUAAGAUUUAUGAAAUUUUCACCAAUGAUCUCUUUGGUUCGGGAACGUUGCCCAAGGAUCGGUCUCAAUCUGAGAUGCCUUAUGAUUACUUUGGUGUGGGAAUUAGCACAAGUUCACCUGAUGAUUGUCCCACAGAUCCUUUUGGUGUAGAUUGGAGAAAAGGCGAGUUUGUUGCAUCUAUUUUGGAUAGGCGCGACGUUGCUGUUCAGCAGCGUAGCGCUGCCAAUGAUGCUGCUGGCUUCGACGCUGCUGCCGGUGUCGCAGCAGCGUUAGGCCGCCUUUUCCCUGAAUACCGUCCAGCUGCAAGUCCUUCAUUUGUUCCAUUGUUGCACUCAAACUCUCAAAAGUAA
Molecule: messenger RNA, 1668 nt
Organism: Fraxinus pennsylvanica
Lineage: Eukaryota; Viridiplantae; Streptophyta; Magnoliopsida; Lamiales; Oleaceae
Source: the annotation of a GenBank genome assembly